Messenger RNA from Parathielavia appendiculata, 2514 nucleotides. RefSeq lists its product as uncharacterized. Bases 328 to 2121 code for a protein of 597 amino acids. Gene Ontology annotation, molecular function: protein kinase activity; ATP binding. Gene Ontology annotation, biological process: protein phosphorylation. The record is from RefSeq and is a predicted model, not a curated record. The transcript is spliced from 6 exons. NCBI's taxonomy places the organism in Eukaryota, Fungi, Ascomycota, Sordariomycetes, Sordariales, Chaetomiaceae.
GUCGCGUUGCCGCCAAGCAAGGAAGUCCUUGACCUCUCUGAACCUCGCUACUUCCCAUGGAUGAAUGCCUUUAAGCGAGCAUCCGCGCCGUCCAAACGAAUUGAACGGAGUCCACUUGGGCCGCUCUCUCUGUUCUGUGACUGUCAACCUUCCACACCAGAUUGAGGGCUCGCCGUACCCGGAAUCGUUGCCAUGGCUGACCCUUUUUCAAUCACCAGUUCUAUUUCUGGCCUUCUCCCGCUUGUCCGAGAGAAGUUUGUGCUCAUAAGGGACGCUUUCGUCGUUGACAGGAAGUUGCGCCUUUACUUGGGGAGAGUGGAAUUGCAAAUGACGAUUUUCCAGGCAUGGGAUGAAGCCUGGACCGACUCCAACGAAAGACUUGACAAGAAGAUCACCGAGUUUGCCGAGACAGAUACGCUCUUGGCCAGGGGAAUACUCCAACAGCUAGUUGCCCUCCUCCGAACACUCUCGGAUCCAGAGAAGCUCAAGAGAAGAUAUGGGUUGGUCCUUCAAGUCUCCGCACACCAUCAGUCAGAGGACCUUGCUCUUGAGAUGAAGUACGGCAGCAGUUAUCUUUCCGACGUCAACGAUAAACUCCCCAGAGCAGACCUGGCUAUCUUUGAUGAAAACCGGCUGAGACAUAUGGCCUUCUUGCAAAAGAUCCGCUUUGGAAUUUCUGGAACCGUGUCCAGCCUCGAGGACUUGUUUGGCCGAUUGGACGAGUUCAACAGAUACCUUCAACUCUUAGCACCACAAGCGAUCCGUGCGAAUGCGGAUCGAAAGCUUUUCGAGUUGGCCGUGAAAGACAUCGGGAAAGACCCAGACAAAGCGAAACGGCUCGAGGAGGGAGCGGCCUAUGAGGCAAAGCACUCGAUCGAUCAAGGGGCCAAGGCGAGGUUUGAAGACCUGUCAAAGUUGGUCAACUUUAGCCUGGCUAUCCAAUCCGCCAACCCCGAUAUGUCCCGCAAGAAGAUCUUCAGCCGUGCUGACUUCUCGUUCGACAAGCCAUACUACAUUGACAGGAACACCACUCUAGCUCGUCUUUUCGACUACCCUACCAAGCACCAGUCCCGUAUAGUGCUUGUUGAGUGGGUAUUCCUCGACAAGCAUGCUUCAGGUUCAGCCAUUCUCAAGGUUCUGGAUGAGACCAAAGUGACGUGGAGCAUCCUCCAUGCCCACAAGCCACUCAAGAUCCUUCUGCCAUCUUCAAUCGGGCUGAUCUUCGAUGAUUCGAGCCCUAGAAACAUCGGGAUUGUCUUCCAACUGCCGCCACACAUUCGAGGUCGCGAGUCUCACAAAGACAUCCCGGGCGAACCCACCACAAGGGUCAUUCCGUCCCCGACGACCGUCGCCGAAAUCGGGAAGCCUACCAGCCUACGGCAGCUGAUCCUAAAGGAACCCCAGAGCUUAGACCUCGGAAUUCGCUUCCUGCUGGCCAAACAACUCCUCGACGCUGUCCAUCUAAUGCAUACUGCUAGAUUUACCCACAGAAACAUUCGCCCGGAUAACCUCCUCUUCUUCCCUGUCCCCCGGAGCAGGGAUCAGCGCAGGCACGAAGGAAGGGACGGACUCCUCCCCAAGUUGGACUUCACCAAGCCUCUCAUUGUCGGUUUCCACGAUGCCUACCUCCAAAUACAAGUCUCCAGCGACCCGCCACCGCCCUAUUCCCAACCAGAAGGCCUCAAACCCAUCCUCAAAAACUCCAAUCGCAAACCGCCUCGAGACGUUGUCAUUGACUGCUACACCCAUCCGGAGCGCCGUCUGGACCCACGCGGCCGCAGCGCGCCCUACCGCCUCCUAGACGACCUGUACAGCGUUGGCUGCGUGCUGCUUGAGCUGGGGCUGUGGGAGACGCUGGACCAUAUGGAGGGGGAGGACAUCGCGCUGCGGGCGCCGCUUGUGGGGGAGGUUGGAGAGAGCAUGGAGGUUGUGAUGUUCGAAAAGGAAGAGGAGGUGUGUAAGGACGCUGAGGUUGUGAAGAAGGCUGCUAAGCGCUUGGACGUAAUUACCGGGAGGAUCUAUGCUGAGGUGACAAGGGAGUGUUUGUCACCGAAGUCUCCUCGGGAUGUGUUGGAGACGGAGAGGCGGCUGGCGGCCAAGCUGGCUCAGGUUACGGCUUGACAGGGGGAUAUUCGGGAUAGAUCCAGAGUCCGCCCAUUGGAAAUUAUAUGGCUGGUCUUGGAGAAGACCCAAGCAACACAGGCAUGCCGAAGGGACCAGAGCCCGUGAGAAUGUACUCUUUGGAUAAGGUAUGCCAGCAAGAGAUGGGGAAGAGAACGCUGAAGGGUGGCUGGCGUUUCCCCAUUUUCUGUCCAUAUGCGCUGAGCUACGGGGGUACAGUCAGAGUUCGUUUAGAGUGACGUCCAACCAGCCUCUCGUUGCAACCACUGCCCCUUCCCACGGCUGUGAUCACCACCCACUACCACCGAGCCACAGUAGGAGCAUUGUAAACAUCAACUGCUUGUAUUCAGAUUCAAUCCCGCCCGUCAUGAGGACCGCAUGAGCUUGGCAUCC